UUUUUCAUUUCCUUCUACAUUAUGAGUUACAUUUUUGGACCUUUUACAAGAAAUAAUACAGAGAUCCUCAUAAAUAUAAUGCUAAUAUCCAUGCAAAAUAAUCUGGAUUUCAUGACUUUCAUGACAUAAGUAUUUAUGUUGACCCAUUCUGUUAAAAAAGCAGAGCUGUUGGUUGAGUAUGUAAAUGAUGUUAUGUAAAAAAGUUGAUGGAUGAGGAAUGUGUUCUUGCAGCUCGUUUUCAUUUACAGCUCCACCAUGAGUCUCCGAUACUUCCUCAUUUCUCAGGCAGUUUGUGUCACGCUUUGCAUCGGCACAGUCACAAUGUCGGUCCUCACAUGGUUUUCACCAACAACCUGGACUUUGCUGACUCUCGCUUUCACCCUGUUGCUCUUGUAUGGCAUUUGGCCUUAUCAUUUAUUCAAAAAGCUGGGAAUACCAGGACCAAGGCCUCUGCCUUUUGUUGGAACACUUCCAUACUUUAAAAAGGGGAUUUACAGCUUUGACCGUGAGUGCCAAGACAAAUAUGGAGACGUCUGGGGGUUGUAUGACGCUCGGUUACCAGUGCUAAUGGUGGCAGACCCUGAGAUCAUUAAGACUGUGAUGGUGCAGGAGUGCUACUCUGUGUUCACCAACCGCAGGGACACUCCUGCUAUGGGACCUGUGGCUGAUUCACUUACAUUUGUUAAAGAUGAAACGUGGAAACGGAUUCGGGCCACUGUAUCUCAAUGCUUCUCCAGUGGAAAACUCGAGCAGAUUUUUCCCACCGUGGCACCUUAUGCAGACAGACUCGUGGACAAACUGGGGCAACUAAAAGAGGAGGCACAUGUUGAUGUCAAACAGUUUGUGGCACCUUACGGUUUAGAUGUCGUGACCAGCGCUUCUUUUGGAGUCGAGGCAAACGCCCUGAAGAACCCCGAUCACCCUCUCAGUGUUCAUCUCAAGAAGAUCGUGAACUUCAAAGUUUGGCCUUUACUUCUACUAAAGAUAUUUCCAUUUAGUGUCCUUCUGUUUAAACUCCUGAACGUUGACGUGAUUCCCCGCCUCAGUGUGGAUUAUUUUUACGACAUCAUAAAGAGAUUUAAAGACCAGCACUGUGCAGAAGAUACGAGCGGAGCAAGCUUCCUGCAGGUGAUGAUGCAGAGCGAGAUUCCAAAGACGGAGAUAAAGAGCGAAGAGAAACAGCCGAGGAAAGGUUUGACUGAACAUGAGAUUCUUUCCCAGGCCUUCAUUUUCAUCUACGGCAGCUACGAGACCACCACCGUCACUCUCACGUACACACUGUACAAUCUCGCCACCAACCCCAAAGCCAUGCACAGCUUGUUGCAAGAAAUCGAUGCCAGCCUACCAAAACAUGCUCCAGUUUCAUACGAGGCCCUGCUCCGUCUGCAAUACCUGGACCAGGUCAUUUGUGAGACGUUGCGUUUGAUGCCUCCUUUGCCUCGGCUUGAGAGGAUGUGCAAAAAAACUAUCCAAGUCAACGACGUCACCAUCCCUGAAGGAACCUUGGUUGGGAUUCCCGUGUACGUGCUGCACAGGGAUCCUCGUUUCUGGAGCUCCCCUGAGCUUUUCAGACCGGAAAGGUUCUGUAAAGACAGUGGUGAGGAGGUGAACCCGCACGCGUACAUGCCAUUUGGCAUCGGGCCUCGCAACUGCGUUGGGAUUCGUUACGCUCUCCUCGUGGUGAAAAUGGCCCUUGUUCGUAUCCUGCAUGAUUACACUGUGCAAACAUGCAAUGACACGAUGUUGAUUUCCUUAAUUUAGAUUCCUUUGGAGUUUGACUGGAAGGCCCAGCCAACUCGGCCAAUAAAACUCAAGUUUGUUCCCAGGCAUUCGAGGGAAAAGAUCUCAACAUAAUGUGUCACUUCUCUUUCAUUAUUUAGCUUUUUUUUUUUAAAAUCACUUUACUUACAUAUCAUCUUGAAUGUUUCUCAUGUCCUGAUAUUUAAAUAUAUAUAUAUAUAUGUAUACAUACCAGGGUACUUAUAUAUAUAUAUAUAUAUACAUAUAUAUACAUAUAUAUCUAAGUACCCUGGUAAUGAGCUGUUCAUCUGAAUCAGGUGUGUUGGAGCAGGGCAACAUCUAAAACUGAGGACCAGGGUUGGGGAUCUGCUCUGUGGCACACUGUCACAACCCAGCUCAUACGCCACAACAGAAACACCAGUUUUAACUUAAGAAUAAUAUUAUUUUAAUAAAUAAUAUUAAAGAAAACACCAAAGUAACACUGAAUAUAACGAAAGCCCGACAGGUCACUGGGAGCCAGGUGCUCCCACUUGUGUUAAUUAACUCCGCCCACAUACCUGCGCUACAACUAACAAAUAAAAAAUACAGCAGGCCUUGCUGGAGCAGGAGGGCUGUGAAUGUGUUUUUUUUUUAAUCCCACACAAAGCUGAAACAGAAUAUACAAUAAAUUGUAUAUAAAAAAUCA
Molecule: messenger RNA, 2425 nt
Organism: Solea solea (common sole)
Lineage: Eukaryota; Metazoa; Chordata; Actinopteri; Pleuronectiformes; Soleidae
Product: cytochrome P450 3A56-like
Exons: 13
Coding region: 211-1761 (516 amino acids)
Molecular function (GO): oxidoreductase activity, acting on paired donors, with incorporation or reduction of molecular oxygen; steroid hydroxylase activity; heme binding
Source: RefSeq, a predicted model, not a curated record